CGGGCCGUUUGGGAGCCAGAGCUCAGGCUACUGCCGUGGUGGUGUCCCGCGCGAGCUUCCGCUUCCUUCGGGGUCACCGCGGCUCGCGAUGCCUCCGCCCGGGCCACGAGUGGUUGUGGGUCUUUUGGCCGCGUGGCGGCCGCUGUUCCGGGGCCGACUCCUGCUGGUCACCAAUACGUUGAGUUGCGGGACACUCAUGGCGGCGGGGGAUGCAGUGCGGCAGGCCUGGGAGCGACGGCUGCCCGAGGGUGCCGCCGGGCCGCCCCAACCCAUGGACUUGCGUCGCACAGCAAGAAUGUUUGCGAUGGGCUGCAGCAUGGGCCCCUUCCUGCACUACUGGUACCAGUGGCUAGACAGACUCUUCCCUGCCAUGGGAUUCAAGGACAUUCGGACCAUUCUGAAGAAGGUGCUGGUUGACCAGCUGGUGGCGUCCCCUCUCCUGGGGGUGUGGUACUUCCUGGGAAUGGGCUGCUUAGAGGGCCAGAGCCUGGACACAUCUUGUCAGGAGCUGCAGGACAAGUUCUGGGAGUUCUACAAGGCUGAUUGGUGUGUGUGGCCAGCAGCCCAGCUGGUGAACUUCCUUUAUGUGCCUACCAGUUACCGAGUGAUGUAUGUGAACGGCAUGACUCUGGGUUGGGACACCUACCUCUCGUACUUAAAGCACCGGGACCACCUCCCCGGCCGCUUGGGCAUUGCCUCCCACACUGACUGAGAUGCUGGAUGGGGCUGAGCCUCUGGCAGUGGCAAAACCUGGCAUAGUAGGCCCAGGCAAGGGCAUCUGGAACUGGGCCUGGAGCUGUCUGAGCACAACUGGACCCUAGAAGCCUAAUCAAAGAUUUCUGUGUAAUUUGUUAACUAAUUCACUGUGUCCAGGAGACAGGGAGGACUACGAGCAGUGUGGCCCCGAGUCUGUUCAGUCUCACCCUUCCAAGUGGGACCCCGCUUCUCUGCAGAUGAGAAGCCAGGGAUCUCAGAGCACCUUACGUAUCAGAGCCAUAGAGCCCCUUGAAGGAGCCCACUUUGCACAUCAUUACAAGACCAGUGCCUUCUGUGAACGCAGCCCAUGGAGCGCUGGCCUGUAGGAUGUAAAAAUUAGAGUCCUUGGGCUUGAAGGCCAGAGAAAGAACAGGGGUCGGCCUUGUGUUCCCCUGACCCCAGAGCGGAAGCUAAACAUCCCAACCAUCUUCCGUUAGCUCUACAGAGCCAGGGCCAAAGUCACUGGCAGUGGCAGGUGGGCAGGAUCAGACCUGGGAGAUGCUGUCACCUCCCUGCCGGGAGCAGGCCUGAGCAACUUGGUGGCCUUAUAACUUCAGGUAGGAAGCUUGUUCUGGGAUGGAAGAUGUCUUGGACUAAUAAAUAAAGAUUCUAAUACAGA
Messenger RNA from Antechinus flavipes (yellow-footed antechinus), 1375 nucleotides. It is a transcript of the gene MPV17L2, whose product is annotated as MPV17 mitochondrial inner membrane protein like 2. Gene Ontology annotation, biological process: mitochondrial ribosome assembly. Bases 89 to 712 code for a protein of 207 amino acids. The transcript has 5 exons. Gene Ontology annotation, cellular component: membrane; cytoplasm. The record is from RefSeq and is a predicted model, not a curated record. NCBI's taxonomy places the organism in Eukaryota, Metazoa, Chordata, Mammalia, Dasyuromorphia, Dasyuridae.